Molecule: messenger RNA, 4397 nt
Organism: Helicoverpa zea (corn earworm)
Lineage: Eukaryota; Metazoa; Arthropoda; Insecta; Lepidoptera; Noctuidae
Product: DENN domain-containing protein 1A
Exons: 14
Coding region: 268-2625 (785 amino acids)
Biological process (GO): endocytic recycling; endocytosis
Cellular component (GO): intracellular membrane-bounded organelle; cytosol
Molecular function (GO): guanyl-nucleotide exchange factor activity; phosphatidylinositol phosphate binding
Source: RefSeq, a predicted model, not a curated record
CUUGCACUGUAUCGCUUUAGACGACAGAGAUAUGAUCGUAUUGCUGCUGAAAUAGUUUAUUUCAGUCUGGAAAGUUACUAACAUAGUCCGUCUUUCGUAAUAGUUUGGAAAUAAGAGGUAAAAAUCCUUAUAAAAUGUUUCAUGCGUAUCGAAGAUAGUUUUCUAUGGCUUGUGAUGUUUCAUGAAGAUUUAACUUCGUAACAAGUUACUAUAGCCAGUGUUCCGUGGAAAAUGUAAUCAAAAUUUGUGUAUGAUCCACGUCGAGACAUGGGUUCCAGAGUAAGAGACACCGUACGCUACAUGUUUGAAUUGUUUUGUGAAGUAUCACCUGGUGAUCAUACGAGAGAACCAUAUGUACUGAAAAAAUAUCCAGAAACAUAUAAAAAUGAAGAAGAGUUGAAGAACAUUCCUAAAUUUACAUUUCCAUGUCAGCUUGAAAAUUCAUUCGCACAACACUAUUCAUUUGUGCUGACUUCUGAGGACUCUAAAUAUACCUUUUGUUUCUGCCGAUAUGACCCCAAAACCAACACUGCACUAGUACUUCUAUCACAUUUGCCAUGGCACGACAUAUUUUACAAGCUACUGAAUUGCAUAGCAAAUCUAAUUAAUAGCCCAGAACGAGGGGAAUUGGCUUCAUUCUUAGAAGCUUGUCACAUACGCCCGCCUAUGCCGGGACAUACAUUAAGAGUAACUUACAACGCGGGCCAUAGUGUUUUCACUUGCCAGUGUCCGGACAGUAAACUCCCAAGUAUUCCGGAAAAUUGUAACUUAACGGAAUACUUUAGCGCAAUGGACACCAAAUGCAUGGCUGGGCUAUGGGCGGCGUUGCUCCAUGAGCGUAGAGUUGCUAUAGUGGCUUCGAAGCCCUCUAGACUAUCGGCGUGCGUGCAAGCUGCCAACGCUACACUCUUCCCCAUGUCUUGGCAGCACAUAUUCAUUCCCAUUCUACCUAAACACCUCGUUGAUUACUUACUGGCGCCAAUGCCGUUUCUUAUUGGAGUUCCUAGGAGUGUUAUGGAGAGCGUGAGGAUGUCGGAGAUUGGCGAUGUGGUUAUUUUAGAUGUUGAUGCAAAUGAACUGAAAACACCAUUCAAUGACCUGGAAGGAUUGCCCUCUGAUCUGGUGUCGAACUUAAAGAAAGCUUUAAGUGAUAAAAAUGCUCUGGGUGAUGCAGUAUCUCGAGCAUUUUUGCGCGCCCUAGUGUCUCUGAUUGGCGGAUAUCGUGACGCUAUUAAAAUUGAAAAUGGUCAGUUGAUUACGUUUAAUCCAGAAGCUUUUGUUCGAACUAGAAAAAAUAUGCAACCAUUCCUCACAAAAAUAUUGCAGUCUCAAAUAUUUCGCCAGUUCAUUGAUGAAAGAUUGGAUUUGCUCAACUCGGGGCGUGGUUUCAACGACGAAUUUGAAGUGGAAUGUAACCAUUACGCUGAUAAGCUAAAUACGGGGAGCGGCCAGAAGCUGAAACAACAAUACAGAGACUGGGCCAAGACAGUCAAGAAAGAAGGCGGGGCCUUCUUUAAAACAGUAAAAGAUAAGGCGAACCCAGCUGUGCAAUCGGCGGUCAAAACGGUUCGCCAAGGAGGCAAGAACGUGAAAUCAGCGGUAAAAGGUCUGAAGAAUAAAAUGCCUAGGACCGGCUCACGUCCAUCGUCAAUCAAUACCACAGAUGAUAGCAGGUUCUCAUGCGGGUCAGCGACCCCAGUAUCGUCGGAUUCGUCGGAUUCUUCGCCGACGAACAACCCUUCGACGGAAAGGGCGACGGCGACGCGGCCGACGCCGAGCCGGCUGUCUGUGGGCAGGCCCCAGCCGCCCCGUGAGCCUCCUCCUGCGCUCCCUCUCGACCUGCUCACCGAAAUGGAGUACCUGUUCGACACCAAGAAAGCACAACGUCGCGACAGCUUCCCCAACAGCUCGCGCAACUCAGACAUUAGUCUUGCGGACAAAGCAAAAACACUGUCACCAUGUCUCCCACCCCGGUUACCGGAACGUCCCCAACUCCCAGUCCGUUACCCAAUAAUUUCCACGAAGAAACUAAUUGAUUUGUCUGACGCGCCAAUGCCGCCGCCGCGUGCGACGCCCAGCGCGACGCAACAAAAUCAUCACUUUGUCAGUAACAUCACAAAAAACGAUGUGAUAUCUACGUCAGACUUUCACACCAGCACGAUACGCUUCACGGAAGGCAAAGAUAAGGCAAAAUUAAAGUUGACCCUGUCAUCGAAUCAAAGAAAGGGGUUACAGGCCAGCGCUCAAUCGCCGUGUAACGGCACGGCGCCAAAACUGCCGGCAACCUCUGUAGGUAGAGCGAGCAAUGAGGGCGCAAGGCCCAGGCUCGCCAUGGGCCAACACGCCGACCUACCUUUCUACAAGGGGAAAAUUCAAGAGUCGUGUGGCUCUGAUUCUGAUCUCAUUAAACUGGACGAUUCGCCGACAAACCUAGAAGAUUUCGAUCCACUCAAGUGUCGUGAUAAAAAUCAGAAAGUCGAACAAAUAAAGUCUACAGAUAGUGCUCUCUUACAUGAAUAUGGACUAGAUUUUAGCCAAUUUGGUUUAUUAGACUACUCCGCCGGUUCGAGCGCGCGACAGGACUCUACCGCCAACGUUCCCAAAGGCUGGACAACUUUCAAUUAGAUAAUAGAUUCAUGUCGUUCACAUACUCUUUGUCAAAUGGAUGUACCUAUAUUUGUGUCAAUGAAGUAAAGAUAACAAUGUAAUACGCUGAAUUAAUGAAUAAUAUAUAUUUUUUAUUUAUUACGUUUGAUAUAAGUUAUGAAAUUGUACAUAUCAUGUUUGUAAAUUAUUUUAAGAUUUUUUAUGAGUUAUAUUUGUAUAUUUGUUGUAAAUCAAAUAUCGUAAGUUCCCCUUGUAUAAUAAUUGUUAACAAAAGUUUUAUUUAUAAAUAGACAUCAAUUUAAUUGUUUCUCCAAGCGCGACCCAAGUGCUUCUGCUCUUCAGAAUGUUAAAUCUAUUUACUUAUGUUAUGAAUUUUGUUGUUCCUAAUUAUUUACUUCUCAGAAUUUAACAAUUUAUUUAUUUUAUGGUUUUUAACUCGAAAUCAAAUUCAAUUAAUAGUUAUUGGAUACAUUUUAGGAACUAAUACCUUGAUACAAAAUUUGUAAUGAAAGUCAAGAAAUAUUUUAUAUUGUAAGUUUUAUAAAACGAAUCAUGGCGUCAAAUAUACAUGGUGGAAGAUCUCACCUGAAAUACUCAGCGGAAAAAGGAACAAUUAUAUUCCACAUACAUACGUAGCCUGUAAAUAUACUUUUGUAUUUGUGUGUAGUAUCGGAAUCUCACUAAUACAUGUUAUAGAACAGAAAACCUUUUUAGCAGUAAAGUAUUACUACUUAUAUGCAACGUUACGAAAAUACAUUUAGAUAAAUAAGGAUUUAAUGAAACAUAUAGUAAGUAUCUGUUGAUUCAUUAUGUACGAAAGGUUCUGUUCGGGUAAAAGCAUCUGUUUCUAUAGCAAAGUCUACGGUGGCACUGUCCUAACUUUUCCAUUUUGUAUAUUUACGCCAUUGAUUUGAAUUCAGUAAAAUUAUGUAAAAAUAAAGUACAAUUAGCUGUUUAUAAGAUAUCGAAGUUAUUUUGUCUAAAUCUAUAUUUGUUUAUAGAUAUUUAUAAAAUAAUUUCAUAAGGUGCUUUGUAAAAAUAAGUUUUUUUUCUUGGGCUGCAGUCAUACGGAGGCCGAACUGGCGAACUAGUUUUCAACAGAUGGAUCUACCUACCUAAUAUUUAAUAAUAUGUAUUGUCACCGGAUUGAUAUCGCUCCGGACUCGACAUCGGGAUAUUCAUCAAUAUAAUAAUUAUAAUUCCAUUGAUAUUAUUAUAUUCUUAGCAUGAAUGAUAUAGGAUUUUUAGAAAUAGUCAAUUCUCAAUUGUCAUUUCAGUGUCUAAUUUAUCGUAAUUAUGAAAUCAUAAAUUGAAAGCCCACUCAGACAGUAAAAUAUCUACAUUGUAUUAUGAGACUGAGCUUUUUGUGUCAACGUACGUAGGUAGAUAGAUAAACGUUAAUAUUGGAAUGUAUGUUUAUGUACUGCCAGGCUCUAAUUACCACUAAAUGUUAUAAUCUGUACCAACCGAGGCUGCCACGGCCAAGUGGUAGGCACGCAGAGCAAGAAUUAAAUCAUUUUUAUAGGUAUAUACCUACCUCCUUCUCAAAAUAGUGGAAUCAGGCUUUAUAAAAACCAGCAUCGUGGGAGAUAGGGGCACUCCAAGCCUCAAUUUGGAACUACCAUCAAUUUGGAAUAAUGGGUCUGGCUACAGAUAAGCUACGUAUCUGUGUUUAGCCGUUAUCAUAAAGAUAGCAGCGUUAAUGACACUUAUUGUAGUUGCAUAAUUGUGAUUCGGAAAAGUAUUUCCACUUACCAAUAAAAUAAUAAAUAAACGAAAAUAUUAUAAUA